AUGACCAAUUGCACUAGAGUUCCUGGAUUCAUUCUCCAGGGCUUCUCAGGCAUUCCUGAGCUGCAAAAUUUUAGUGCUGCCAUCUUCCUUUUCAUCUACAUAUUCUCUGUGCUUGGAAACAUCUCCAUCAUCGCAGCAGUGAAUCUGGAUUCUCAUCUGCACACACCCAUGUACUUUUUCCUCAAGCAUCUAUCAUUCAUUGACAUGUGUUCCACCACCACCACCCUGCCCCGGGCGCUCUUUGCUGCCCUGGCUGGCUCAGAAUUCAUCUCUCUCCCAGCAUGUGCAACUCAAAUUUUUGUUUUUGUCUUCUGUGCGGCCGCUGAGUGCUUUCUCAUUACCUCCAUGGCCUAUGACCGCUGUCUGGCCAUCUACCAACCCCUGACCUAUGGGACCACUAUGACCCCAGAGUUCUGCUGUGUGCUGGUGACUGUGGCCUGGGUGAGUGGACUCCUUUUCUCGUCCUUCCACACAGUCAACACCUUCACCAUGUCCUUCCGUGACACCAUGGUGGAACAUUUCUUCUGUGACAACCCAUCAAUCCUACGUUUGUCCUGCACCGAUGCUCAGACCCACGAGGCCGUUGGCUUUAUUGUCAGUGGCUGCGUCAUCAUGAGCUGUUUUGCACUUACUGUCCUGUCCUACAUCCGGAUCCUAGCCACCGUGGCCCGUAUCAAGUCCACACAGGGUCGCCAGAAGGCCUUCUCCACCUGUUCCUCCCACCUCAUCACAGUAGUACUCUUUUAUGGGAGUGGCAGUUCAACCUACAUGAGGCCUGCAAAUGGCUACUCCCCACUUCAAGGACGCUUAGCUGCCAUAUUUUACUCCAUCGUUACCCCUACCUUGAACCCCAUUAUCUUUAGUAUGAGGAACAGAGAUAUGAAGGCAGCCCUAAGGAAGCUUUACAUUCGUAGACCAUGA
Molecule: messenger RNA, 921 nt
Organism: Sarcophilus harrisii (Tasmanian devil)
Lineage: Eukaryota; Metazoa; Chordata; Mammalia; Dasyuromorphia; Dasyuridae
Product: olfactory receptor 5B12-like
Exons: 1
Coding region: 1-921 (306 amino acids)
Biological process (GO): G protein-coupled receptor signaling pathway
Cellular component (GO): membrane
Molecular function (GO): olfactory receptor activity; G protein-coupled receptor activity
Source: RefSeq, a predicted model, not a curated record